UCCUUUUUCUCUUUUUUUUUUCUCUGCUUAUAUCUCUCUUUCUUUCCUCUCUUCAAAUCUCACGAUUCUCCUCCACUCCAUUUCCUAAAGAUCCAUCCUUCAAACCUUUAUGUAAAGAAGAAGAACAAAAACAGAAAAAGAUCAGAAAUUUAAUUGAAUCCCAUGGCUCACUCUUCUCUUCCAAUCUUUUUAGAUCCCCCAAAUUGGCAGCAGCAAUCGAAUCAGGCACCGGAAGCAAAUGAUCAUGAAGACCCACGUCAGAUUCCGGCGUUUCUGCCAGCGCCGGCGGUUCAUGGCGCCGGCGCGGGGUCUAUCCGGCCGGGUUCUAUGGCGUACAGAGCGCGGCUGGCGAUGAUUCCGCAGCCGGAGGCGGCGCUGAAAUGCCCGCGCUGUGAUUCCACAAACACCAAAUUUUGCUACUUCAAUAACUACAGCCUUUCUCAGCCGCGGCACUUCUGUAAAACCUGCCGCCGGUACUGGACCCGCGGCGGCGCUCUGAGAAACGUCCCCGUCGGAGGAGGCUUCCGGAAGAACAAGAAGAAGAAGAAAAGUAGUAACCGAUCCAAGUCCCCCACUGCCACUCAAGCUCAAAUGGGUAAUUCGAGAGGAAGUGGUGGCGCAAUAAUCUCAAACAUAGAGAACCCCACAAUGGGCCAUUUCCCUCGAUUCGGAGGGGGAAACUCAGGCCUCAACUUCACCGGAAUUCAUCUCAAUUCCGGCCGCCAAGAUCAUCAUCAAUUGGAUCAUCAUCAAUGGCGUCCACAGCAACAUCCGCCGUUCAUCGUCGCCGGACUCGAACCUCCGCCGCCACCCGGAUACCCAUUAAACAUUAUUCAAACCCAAGUUAACAACUUUGGCGCCGGCCCUAACUCAUCACCAUCAUCAGCAUCAGCAGCAGCUCUACAAUACUGUCACCAACAACUUCAGAAUCUGACACCCUUUCCGAGGAUUCCCAUGAAAAACGAGGAACAAAUCCAAAGCCAAAGCCAAAACCAAGAACAAGGAAUAAUAAUGUCUAAUUUCUUACGACCAGAUCAUGAUCACCAGAACAACCACCAAUUGAUGUGGCCGUGUGAUCAUCAAAAUUCCUGGACAGAUCAUCAUUUGUCGGCUCUCAGCUCUUCUUCCAGCACCCAUCUCUUGUAAGAUUAAUUAAUUCCCAACGUAACAUUCAAAAAAAAAAAAGAAAGAAAAAGAAAUAUGGUGGGAGAGAGUCAAUAUUAUAUCAUGUCAUGUGUUGUAUAUAUUGGCUUUCUUGUCAUGUUUUUCCCUUUUUUAAGGGGAAAAAAACCUUAUUUUUAUUUUUUCCUUUUUUUACUCAUCUCGAAUUAUUAUUUG
This is a messenger RNA of Momordica charantia (bitter melon), 1338 nucleotides long. RefSeq lists its product as uncharacterized. Gene Ontology annotation, molecular function: DNA binding; DNA-binding transcription factor activity. Gene Ontology annotation, biological process: regulation of DNA-templated transcription. NCBI's taxonomy places the organism in Eukaryota, Viridiplantae, Streptophyta, Magnoliopsida, Cucurbitales, Cucurbitaceae. The record is from RefSeq and is a predicted model, not a curated record.